GCUCCCCGCCGGCGCCCUGGAGCUGGGGCUGCCUGGCGGGCCUGGGGUGCUGGGCGUGCCGCCUACCCCUAGGAGGAGGCGUGAGCGGGGCGGGGCCGGAACGUCUCUCUUCAGGGCCGCGCCCCAGGAGGGCACAGUUACGCGCCGCACGGAUCAUGGCCGCAGCCGCUCUAGGGCAGAUCUGGGCCCGGAAACUUCUCUCUUCCCCUUGGUUCCUGUGUGGUCCCAGAAGAUAUGCCUCCUCCAAUUUCAAGGCUGCAGACCUGCAGCUGGAAAUGACACAGAAGCCCCAUAAGAAGCCCGGCCCCGGCGAGCCCCUGGUGUUUGGGAAGACGUUCACUGACCACAUGCUGAUGGUGGAAUGGAAUGACAAGGGCUGGGGCCGGCCCCGAAUCCAGCCCUUCCAGAACCUCACGCUGCACCCAGCCUCCUCCAGCCUCCACUACUCCUUGCAGCUGUUUGAGGGCAUGAAGGCAUUCAAAGGCAAGGACCAGCGGGUGCGCCUCUUCCGCCCCUGGCUCAACAUGGACCGGAUGCUGAGCUCAGCCCUGCGCCUCUGCCUGCCGGGUUUCGACAAGCUGGAGUUGCUGGAGUGCAUCCGGCGGCUCAUCGAAGUGGACAAGGACUGGGUCCCCGAUGCUGCCGGCACCAGCCUCUAUGUGCGGCCUGUGCUUAUCGGGAACGAGGCUUCGCUGGGCGUCUCCCGUGCCACGAGAGCGCUCCUGUUCGUCAUUCUCUGCCCUGUGGGCUCUUACUUCCCUGGAGACGCCAUGACCCCGGUCUCCCUUCUGGCCGACCCAGCCUUCAUCCGGGCCUGGGUGGGUGGGGUCGGCAACUACAAACUAGGGGGGAAUUAUGGGCCCACCGUGUUAGUGCAGCAGGAGGCAUUCAGGCGGGGCUGUGAACAGGUCCUCUGGCUGUACGGGCCCGACCACCAACUCACCGAGGUGGGCACCAUGAACAUCUUCGUCUACUGGACCCACGAGGAUGGGGUGCUGGAGCUGGUGACGCCCCCGUUGGAUGGCGUCAUCCUGCCUGGAGUGGUCAGACAGAGUCUGCUGGACCUGGCUCAGACCUGGGGUGAGUUCCGGGUGGUGGAGCGCACCAUCACCAUGAAGGAGUUGCUUCGGGCCCUGGAGGAGGGCCGGGUGCGGGAAGUCUUUGGCUCAGGCACUGCCUGCCAGGUCUGCCCAGUACACAGAAUCCUGUACAAAGACAAGAACUACCAUAUUCCCACCAUGGAAAAUGGGCCUGAGCUGAUCCUCCGCUUCCAGAAGGAGCUGAAGGAGAUUCAGUACGGAACGAGAGCCCACGAGUGGAUGCUCCUGGUGUGAUGCUGCGUGCUGUGCUCCGGAUCCACCGACCCGUAGCAUCUCAUCACGCCAGCACUCGCCUCCCUACCAAUGACUCACCUCAAGUGCAAUAUAAAAUAAAAGGCCAGGGGGUGGUGUUUGGGUCUCUGGCGCCCCCCAUGUGGUUGUAACACUCCCAAAGCCAGAAGGGCCAACCCGGGCAUCUUGGCCUGCAGCCCCUCAUCUUGGGUUCAGGUCCGCCCUGUUGCUCCUUGUGAGGCCAAGGAUACACCUUGCCCGACCCCUUAUCUCUCCGUUCUCAGGCCAGACCCCCGGUGCUGCCGUUGAUUUUUUUUUUCUUUCUCUUUGCUGCAAUUUUGAAAUAAAAUGCCAAAGAACAGACA
Molecule: messenger RNA, 1696 nt
Organism: Saimiri boliviensis boliviensis (Bolivian squirrel monkey)
Lineage: Eukaryota; Metazoa; Chordata; Mammalia; Primates; Cebidae
Gene: BCAT2
Product: branched chain amino acid transaminase 2
Biological process (GO): L-valine biosynthetic process; L-leucine biosynthetic process
Cellular component (GO): mitochondrion
Molecular function (GO): branched-chain-amino-acid:2-oxoglutarate transaminase activity
Source: RefSeq, a predicted model, not a curated record